AUGAAUGACACAUGGACUCGGCCUCCAUCCUUCCCCUCGUCCAUCUCUUCUUCUUUCCGUUCUCGCCUCUCCGUUUCCACGGAUCUCUGUGUGGCAGUCUUCCUCAUCCUCACAGGCACUGUAUCCAUUGCUGGCAAUGGCCUGGUUCUGCUUGUUAUGGCUCGCAAACGCAAGGAGCUGAAGCCGCACGAGCUCAUGACCAUCAAUUUGGCCAUUUGUGAUUUCGGCUACAGCCUCCUGGGGGCGCCAUGCCUCAUCAUUUCCAGUUUCUCCCAUGCUUGGAUGUUUGGCGAGACUGGCUGCAUGUUGUAUGGGAUCCAAGGCUUUGUGUUUGGCAUCGGAUCCAUGCUCACGACCUGCCUCAUCUCACUGGACCGCUGUUUAAAAAUCUGCAGCCUCCGAUACGGCCAGUGGAUUGAGCGGAGGCAUGCGUCUGUGGCGGUGCUGAUGGUGUGGGUCUACACACUGUUCUGGGCGUCUCUCCCUGCUGUCGGAUUCGGCAGCUACGGCCCCGAACCUUUCGGCACCAGCUGCACCAUUAACUGGUGGAAGAUGAAGCUGUCCCUCAAUGACAGAGCCUACAUCUUCCUCAUCCUCACCCUCUGUUUCUGUGUGCCCACAUUAAUCAUUGUCACUUCCUACUCGGCCAUCUUUUAUACGGUUUACCGUUCAAGACAUACUCUGGCAUCCAUUUCAUCAACAAACAAGAUCCACAGUAGUAAAGACCUGAAACUUACAAAAAUCGCUGCUGUAGUCUGCUCCAGCUUCCUGAUAGCCUGGACUCCCUAUGCCGUGGUGUCCCUCUAUUCCGCCCUGACUGGCAGGGAAGAGCAGGAGAUGUGGGGCGUGCCCAUGGCCAUGGCAGUGCCCGGGAUGGGUGGCGGGAGCAAUGAGACCAGACUCUCCACCAGCCUUGCCACCCUUCCCUCCCUCCUCAACUGGACCACUACAGAAGGUCCAGUCUCUGGUACCGACACCUCAGGUCUGCAUGGCACCACUGUGGGGGACCCCAGCUCCCGUUCGGGCCUCAGCACUGCAUUUGGACCCAGUUCUGCCGCUGGUUUCACCCAGGGGAGGCAGGGGAUCCGGGUGGUGUCCAGCCUGCCGCCUGUGCUUACGCUCAUCCCCACCAUGUUUGCCAAAGCUCACUGCAUGAUGAACCCUUUCAUCUACCAGAUCAUGAACCGCGAGUUCCGCGCAGAUGUCUACCACAUGCUGGGACUGAGGAGUGGGGAGAGGAGGCCAGUGAGAAUCACCAGCAUCUCUGAGGGAAGACACAACUCCGUCAGCUGCUCAUAUCAGCACAGCUGGAGAGUCAGAAGCACAUUCAGAAUGGCUUCGGAGAAGGGACAAGUUAAGAAAGAAAGGGAUGACAUUAAAGAGAAGAAAGAAGGGAAAGGACACAGGGUCUCGUGGCCUGAAAGUGACAUUGGAAAGAGGGACAUAAAGAAGUCCUCACCAGACCUCUCUCCCUCAGACACUCGGAUGAACCUGGAGGAAGAGAGAAUCAUGGAGAGAAGGAGAAAGCUGGGCAAAGAACAGGAAGGCUCAACCUCCAGCAGCUUGCUAACAGGCGAGGACUGA
Molecule: messenger RNA, 1584 nt
Organism: Sardina pilchardus (European sardine)
Lineage: Eukaryota; Metazoa; Chordata; Actinopteri; Clupeiformes; Clupeidae
Gene: opn9
Product: opsin 9
Exons: 8
Coding region: 1-1584 (527 amino acids)
Biological process (GO): G protein-coupled receptor signaling pathway; phototransduction; cellular response to light stimulus
Cellular component (GO): plasma membrane
Molecular function (GO): G protein-coupled photoreceptor activity
Source: RefSeq, a predicted model, not a curated record